AUGGCAGACGCUGCGUAUUACCGGGACCUGCUCAGUCCGCAGGAUUAUUAUGCCAGUCUCAACGGCGACCGAGGUUCCGCCUGGUCUCUGAAGGACAAAUUCCAUGAUAUCGAUGACAAGAUCCAUUUCAAACCCUACAUGAAGCGACUGAGUGAUCCGCUCACCAAGAAUUUUGUGCUGGAUUUCGGUAAUGAGGACGCAUUUUGUGCGACGGACCUGGAUAGAGACGAAUUCCAGCUGUUGCUGAGGAAGCCAGUACGCGGCACUCCCGUCUACUAUCUACGGGAGCUAACCUCUACCCCAGCGAGCGAAAUGUUUUGGCACCAGAUGGAUGUAAGGAGACAGUCUGCUGGCCAGGCUUGUCGAUGCAGAUGA
Molecule: messenger RNA, 375 nt
Organism: Penicillium maclennaniae
Lineage: Eukaryota; Fungi; Ascomycota; Eurotiomycetes; Eurotiales; Aspergillaceae
Exons: 1
Coding region: 1-375 (124 amino acids)
Source: RefSeq, a predicted model, not a curated record